ACAUUUCCACUUAAAAUCGUCCUCUCCUCCUCUGAACAGUCGUCACUUCCGGUUCUCGUUGCACGAGCAGUCGGUGUGUUCCAAUGAUCACUCUAUUGCGGAAUUGCCUUGUCAGUUAGUUGAAUAUUACAAUCGAGGUAUAGACACGUUUAACGCCUUACUGGCUUUUAAUGAAUGUGACACGAAGGAGCCGAAAUGGAUGGUGAAGCACGCGGACUGUAACUUUAGCGGUCUUGAUUUCUGCAAAACUCAUGUCAUUCGGAACAGCGACAACCACGACAUUCAAAACGGUAACUGUUGGGCAACAUUCACUGAUGGACAUGGAGUCUGCAGUAUGUCCCUCGUCCAAUCAGAACGGCUGCAUCCUGAACCCACUUCCUGUCUCCGAGACCAAACAGGAACAGGAAGUAGCUCCACCUCCCUGUCUGAGGGUGCACCUGUACCACCUGGGCCAGGGCGGAGCCAACAGCCAAGACCUCACCUAUCCGGCAGGGGACUAUGUGGCUGAGGAGCUGUGCAUCGACGCGGCCAAGGCAUGCGGCCUUUCACCGUUGUAUUGCAGCCUGUUUGGCCUGAUGAGGGAGAGCGACCGCAUGUGGUUCCCACCCAAUCACAUCCUCAAACUCGACCAAUCAGCAAAUGACAGUCUCCUCUUCAGAGUGAGGUACUACUUCCCUGGCUGGUAUGGAGACUCCUGUUCCCACCGCUAUGGGGUCAACAAGGGAAUGGACAGCCCGGUGUUAGACGAUACCGUCAUGUCCUACCUCUUCGCUCAGUGGCGUAGUGACUUUGUGCAUAGCUGGGUGAUUAUCCCAGUGAACCAUGAGGCCCAGGAGGAGUGUCUUGGCAUGGCUGUGUUGGACAUUAUGAGGAUGGCUCAGGAGAGUAGCCAGUCCCCCGUGGACAUCUAUAACGACACCAGCUAUAAAUCGUUCCUGCCCAAGAAUAUGCGUGCCCAUAUCCAAGAGUACCACUUUGUGACCCGGAAGAGGAUCCGCCAUCGCUUCAGGAAGUUCAUCCAUCAGUUCAGCCAGUGUAAAGCCACGGCUCGUGACCUCAAGCUCAAAUACCUGGUGAACCUGGAGACGCUGCACCCAGCCUUCUACUCGGAGUGCUUCCGUGUCACUGAGUCCUUGGAAGGAGAGGUCACCAUCGUCGUCACAGGAAAUAACGGCAUCCAGUGGUCCCGGGAGGAGGAUAAGGAGGCAGACAAGGGUAUCCAGACGUACUGCGAUUUCCCUGAAGUUAUUGACAUCAGCAUCAAACAAGCCAACAAGGAUGGCUCUAUCGAGAGUCGCAUCGUCACCAUCAACAGACAGGACAGUCAGACUCUGGAGCUGGAGUUCCGUUCCCUGUCGGAGGCUCUGUCCUUUGUGUCUUUGGUGGAUGGCUACUACCGGCUCAUAGCAGACGCUCACCACUUCCUGUGUAAAGAAGUGGCGCCCCCUAGGCUGCUGGAGGCCAUUCAGAGUUACUGCCAUGGUCCAGUCUCGAUGGACUUUGCUAUCAGUAAGCUGCGGCGGUCUGGGAAUCACAAGGGUCUGUACAUCCUCCGUAGCAGCCCUAAGGACUACAACAAAUACUUCCUGUCUUUUGUAGUGGGCUGUGACAGCCUAGUUGAGUACAAGCACUGCCAGAUAGUGAAGACAGACCAGGGAGACUACGUCCUCUCUGGGGCCAAGAAGAUGUUUGGUUCUCUGAGGGAGCUGCUCCACCGCUACCAGAAAGAAGCUCUGCGCUCUGACGGACACAUCUUCCAGUUCACCAAGUGCUGCCCGCCUAAAGCUAAAGACAAGUCUAACCUGUUGGUGUGCCGCAGUAACCAGGGUGCUGAGGUCCCCCUGUCCCCCUCUCUGCACAGACACAACAUCAGCCAGAUGGUCUUUCACAAGAUACGCAAGGAGGAUCUUGUCAUCAAAGACAGUCUGGGUCAGGGGACGUUUACGAAGAUCUUCUGUGGCGUGAGGAAGGAGCUGGGAGACUACGGAGAGAUUCACCAGAUGGAUGUCAUUGUUAAGAUCCUGGAUAAGGCUCACCGAAACUACUCCGAGUCGUUCUUUGAAGCCGCCAGUAUGAUGAGCCAGCUAUCCCAUAAGCACCUGCUCCUCACCUAUGGCGUGUGUGUCUGCGGAGAGGAGAACAUGAUGGUGCAGGAGUAUGGGAAGCUUGGCUCUCUGGAUACAUACCUAAAGAAGAGCUCUGUGAACAUCACCUGGAAGCUAGAGGUGGCCAAGCAGCUGGCCUGGGCUAUGCAUUACCUGGAGGAUAAGAACCUGGUGCAUGGGAAUGUAUGUGCCAAGAAUGUCCUGUUGAUCCGAGAGGAGGACAGGAAGACUGGGAACCCCCCCUUCAUCAAACUGAGUGACCCUGGAAUCAGCAUCACUGUGCUGCCCAAAGAUGUCCUUGUGGAGCGUAUCCCCUGGGUACCUCCAGAGUGUUUAGAGGAGGACAGACAUCUGACUUUGGCUACAGAUAAGUGGGCCUUCGGCACCACUCUGUGGGAGAUCUGUAGUGGAGGAGACAGACCACUCGGCACACUGGACUCCUCCAAGAAACGACUGUUCUAUGAGGACCACCACCAGCUGCCUGCUCCGAAGUGGACAGAGCUGGCCAACCUGAUCAACAGCUGUAUGGACUAUGAGCCGUCCAACAGACCCACCUUCAGAGCUGUCAUCAGAGACCUCAACAGCCUCUUCACUCCUGACUAUGAGUUGCUGGUGGAGAGUGACAUGGUGCCCAACAGGGCCAGAGGGUUUGGGUUCCCAGGGGCCUUUGAGAACCAAAACCCUGCUCAGUUUGAAGAGAGACAUCUCAUCUUCCUCAAGCAGCUGGGCAAGGGUAACUUUGGCAGUGUGGAGAUGUGUAGGUAUGACCCUCUGCAGGAUAACACGGGGGAGGUUGUGGCAGUCAAGAAGCUGCAGCACAGCACAGCAGAACACCUCCGAGACUUUGAACGGGAGAUAGAGAUCCUCAAGUCUCUUCAGCAUGAAAACAUCGUCAAGUACAAGGGAGUGUGUUACAGCGCUGGCCGGAGGAAUCUGCGUCUCAUCAUGGAGUACCUCCCCUACGGCAGUCUGAGGGACUACCUCAUCAAGAACAAGGACCGCUUCGACUACAAGAAGCUCCUGCACUACGCCUCACAGAUCUGCAAGGGCAUGGACUACCUGGCGACCAAACGCUACAUCCACCGCGACUUGGCCACGCGUAACAUCCUGGUAGAGAGUGAGCUGAGGGUGAAGAUAGGAGACUUUGGCCUUACCAAGGUCCUGCCUCAGGACAAGGACUACUACACUGUCAGAGAGCCGGGCGAGAGCCCCAUCUUCUGGUAUGCCCCGGAGUCUCUGACAGAGAGUAAGUUUUCAGUGGGCUCUGACGUGUGGAGCUUUGGAGUGGUCCUCUAUGAGCUGUUCAGUGACAAGAACUGCAGUCCUCCGGCAGCGUUCAUGGAUAAGAUGGGCCGUGACAAGCAGGGUCAGAUGAUAGUAUAUCACCUCAUAGAUCUCCUGAAGAGAGGAUACAGACUGCCUGCUCCCCAGGGAUGUCCUGAGGAGAUCCAGCACAUGAUGACCGAGUGCUGGAACAAUGACCCAGCCCUGCGGCCCACCUUCAAGAAGUUAGCCCAGACCGUGGACAUGUUCCGGGACAGUAAGGAGGGCUGAGGAACCCUUCCUGGAGGUCUCUGCUGGAGGGUACCUGGCCCAGCCCACACCGAUCACCUGGGUUGUGUUCAUUAGGCACCAAACGGACUGAAAGGGAUUACCUGGACUUGUCCAAUAAGAAACGCUCGGUUUCCUUUUCUGUUGCAAAGCGUUUUGCUACGGUGUGCCCUAAUGAAAACAUCCCUGACGACGCCUCAACUCUAAAAGACGACGACAAUGAAGUCACCUGACCCAACCGUCUUCUGGAGCAUUACCAAUGGCAUUUUGGGACAACGUCUCAAAAACGAUCUACUUUGUGUUCAAACCUACCCACUUUUUCAGGGAUUCUGGGGAUCUCUGAAAUUACCAUAUGCUGUUACUUUGUUGCCGUCAUUUCUCCAUUUGGAGAUGUUUUCACUGUUUGACUUCUGUCAGGGUCUCAGACUCUCUCCAGCACAGAACACCCAGCUGUUGAUGAUGUGUUAAAGGCAACACAGAACACCCAGCUGUUGUUGAUGUGUUAACAGCAACACAGAACACCCAGCUGUUGAUUGUGUUACAGCAACACAAGAA
This is a messenger RNA of Salvelinus sp. IW2-2015, 4211 nucleotides long. RefSeq names its product tyrosine-protein kinase JAK2. Gene Ontology annotation, molecular function: non-membrane spanning protein tyrosine kinase activity; ATP binding; growth hormone receptor binding. NCBI's taxonomy places the organism in Eukaryota, Metazoa, Chordata, Actinopteri, Salmoniformes, Salmonidae. Gene Ontology annotation, cellular component: membrane; cytosol; cytoskeleton. The record is from RefSeq and is a predicted model, not a curated record. Gene Ontology annotation, biological process: growth hormone receptor signaling pathway via JAK-STAT; cell surface receptor signaling pathway via JAK-STAT; cell differentiation.